AUGUACAGGUUACUUAGUGCCAUUGAUGUAUUUGUCAUUGCUGAUAACGUGGUUUACUAUUUUUGUAAUCUGCUCAGAUAUCUGGCAACCACAUUCUUUGCCGCUACCUACGCCCGAACAGUCUUUCCAUGCUAUGAUGAACCCGGGCACAAAGCAAGAUUUAACGUCAAAAUUCGGCAUCGAUCGCAUCAUACGGCCCUAUCGAACAUGCCAGUAAUCAGAAGCACAAUGAUCGAUGGUUAUAGCGAAACGACUUUCGAUACUACUCCCCUCAUGUCAACCUACUUGGUGGCCUUUGUCGUAUCGGAGAUGAAAACGCUAUCUUCAAUUGGUGAGCUGUUCCGGGUGUAUGCACCGGAAAACAAGGUCAACUACACGGUUUACGCACAUGACUUUGCGGUACGAGCAGUACGUGCACUGGAGAACCAUUUCGGUCGCCAGAAUCAGAUGCGGAAAAUCGAUCUCGUCGGUAUACCUGACUUUGCGAUGGGAGCAAUGGAGAACUGGGGAAUGAUAACGUUCCGCGAGGACUAUUUGAUCUACCAAGAUGAGGAAAAAACCACAGCCUUAGCAAAGCAAAAGAUUGCAUCGGUUAUAACGCAUGAGCUGGUGCACAUGUGGUUCGGUAAUGAGGUGACUCCCGAAUGGUGGACCUAUGUCUGGCUGAAUGAAGGUUUCGCCAACUUUUUCGAGUACUACAUAACAUCGCAGCUCGAGCCAGCGUGGAGAUUGUGGGAUCAAUUUAUCUUGGAUAAUGUACAUUGGGCGCUAUCCAAAGACUCGCAUAGUUCUGUCCGACCGAUGAAUUACUAUGCUACAGAUCCUGCAGUUUUGAAUGGAUUGUACGACUAUGUGGUUUAUGAAAAGAGUGCUUCCGUUAUACGGAUGAUACAGAACGUGAUUGGCUUCGAUACGUUCCAGCAGGCUAUCAAUGAUUACUUACGAUCACGUAGUUAUCUCACAACGAGGCCGCAGUAUCUGUAUACCAGCAUUGAAAAGUUCCGUACAGUCGAUCUUCCGGCUAGUGUUGAGGUCAUCUUCGAAAGCUGGGCCAAUACGCCAGGCUAUCCCGUUGUAACGGUGUCCAUCGAUCGUACCAAACGAACACUCACUGCAUCUCAGAAGCGUUUUUGGAUGCCGAACGAGCUCGAUACGCCACCCCAAAACAUGUUAUUUUAUAUUCCCGUGAACUACGGCUCCAAUGUACCCACGUCGACCGACUUUGAAGAUACAACGCCUACAUUCUGGCUGACACCGCAGGACCCUACGGCAACCGUUUCCCUUGAGGCGGGAGUCGAAUGGGUCGUAGUCAACAAACAGCAGACGGGGUACUAUCGUGUGAACUACGACGAUGAAAGCUGGCAUAAACUGAUUGAGGUACUAAAUAGUGAUCAGUUUGAGGAUCAGCUGCCCGUAAUCAAUCGAGCACAGCUAGUAGACGAUGUGGCCAACCUUGCUCGGGCAGGUGAAGUGGGAUACGAUGUAGCACUGUCCCUGAUGCAGUAUCUGGAGCGUGAAACGGAAUACAUCCCAUGGGCCACGGCGUACAAUGCGUUGCAACAUCUAGAUCGAAUGUUCUCUAGCCACAAAGAAUACAAUCGAUUCGAGAACUAUGUAGGAAUUUUAACCUCGCAUGUGUUUAACGAAAUGAAUCUAUUUGAUACUGAAAGCCAUCUGAACCGUUUACAUCGUGACAAGUCCGUUUACUUGGCGUGUUAUUUCGGUGUUGAGGCGUGCUUGGAUGCUGCAACUAAAAUAAUAGAAGAAGCACUUGCCGAGGAAACGUUAAACAUUCCCAAAGAAUUGCAAAACGCCGUCUUUUGUGCAUUGCACAAAUAUGAUCUGCUCGUUGAAGGAGACUAUGGCUUGGAGAUUUUCCAAAAAUACUGGCUAGCGACAGAUCAAUACCAGCCGUUGAUGGAUAAGUUUAUUAAUGCGUUGGGAUGUUCCCGCAAUCUGGCCAUGAACGAGUUCUAUCUACAAAUGAUUGAAAUAAAUGAAACCGCACUUCCGAUCACGGUGAGCAUGAAAAAUAACAUCCUGAACAGCAUGAUUAAAGGAGGUCCGGCAACACGGAGUGCAGCGUUCCGCUAUGUAAGUGCACGAUUCGAUACGGUCUCAAACAUGCUCAAUCAUGAGCUUUCGGCGAUGUUUAACGCUCUCGGCGACAGUGUUAACUCUCCAAGAGAGUACGAUAUGCUGAAAGAGCUCAUACAUACUCACCAAACAUCCUUGAAUCCUUCAUCGAUGCAGGCAGCAACUCGUGCUCUUGCACAGGCAGAAGAAAAUCUGCACUGGAUUGCGAAACAUUCUGGCGUGAUUGCGAAAUGGCUUGUUGAGCAAACGUUUGAAGGUGACGACGACGAUGACAGCGGUGCAGAAGCUAUUACUUCUGAAGCAGGUUUGUUCGUGUCGUUAGGGAUUAUAUCAAUUUCACUGCAGAUGGUAGAGUAUUAAAUGAAGGCACAACUCGCGACGGGUUAGGCUUAUCUAACUAUCGGCACUUUGUCACGGCAAAAUAAAACAUUGCGAAGCACUAAGAGA
Molecule: messenger RNA, 2544 nt
Organism: Anopheles gambiae (African malaria mosquito)
Lineage: Eukaryota; Metazoa; Arthropoda; Insecta; Diptera; Culicidae
Product: aminopeptidase N
Exons: 6
Coding region: 1-2457 (818 amino acids)
Biological process (GO): peptide catabolic process; proteolysis
Cellular component (GO): cytoplasm
Molecular function (GO): metalloaminopeptidase activity; zinc ion binding; peptide binding
Source: RefSeq, a predicted model, not a curated record